AUGGGGUAUUCCGGCGUAUUUUUUCUAUUUGUAGCCGGAAUAGUUACUGUAGCUUCUGGCGUGGAGCAAUCGGUUCGUGUUAAGGGUCUCUUAACCUGCGAUGGAACGCCGUACACCGACGCCAGGAUCAAGAUAUACGACCAAGACACUUACACCUUCGACGACAAACUGGCCGAGGCUACAACGGAUGCCAACGGCUUUUUCGACCUUCAAGGCUCUGGCGACGAGGAUGAGCCGAUUACCUUCAAAUACAACAUCUACCACCGUUGUGGAAUGAACGUCCACAUCUGCUGGUACAAAAGCAGCUGGAAGAUCCCCGCCAACUAUGUGAACGUGGGCGGAAACACGAGCAAGAUCUACGACGCCCAGGAGACAAAACUGGAAAUGCUGAAGAAGGACCGCGACUGCUUCAAUUUCCUCAAC
This is a messenger RNA of Mesorhabditis spiculigera, 423 nucleotides long. NCBI's taxonomy places the organism in Eukaryota, Metazoa, Nematoda, Chromadorea, Rhabditida, Rhabditidae. The record is from the annotation of a GenBank genome assembly.